Messenger RNA from Cadophora gregata, 2324 nucleotides. RefSeq lists its product as uncharacterized. Gene Ontology annotation, biological process: L-valine catabolic process; thymine catabolic process. The transcript has 3 exons. Lineage: Eukaryota; Fungi; Ascomycota; Leotiomycetes; Helotiales; Ploettnerulaceae. Bases 30 to 2075 code for a protein of 681 amino acids. Gene Ontology annotation, cellular component: mitochondrion. The record is from RefSeq and is a predicted model, not a curated record. Gene Ontology annotation, molecular function: malonate-semialdehyde dehydrogenase (acetylating, [NAD(P)+]) activity; methylmalonate-semialdehyde dehydrogenase (acylating, NAD+) activity.
CCACGCGCCUUCUACAAACAUCUAGAGCCAUGAGCAGAUUUUUAGGCUGGGGAUUUCCACAGGUCCCGUCUAAUUCGGUGAUUCCUCUCCGGGACCUCAAGUUCAGGUUCCAGGUUCCCUUGUGCAACCCCAUACCCCACCCCACCUCCCACUCUCAGGGCACCAAAGGCUCCUCCUUCUCAGCCCGGUCUCGCUCCACUAUGCCGAACCGCUCGGCUCAAGGCCAGCCAACCGCCAGCCAGCUAGGAUGUUUAUGUGCGAGGAAGAGGAGGAGCAUCUUCAACUCCGAUGCCGACCCCAUUUCCAAAAUCCUUUCCAAAGUAUGUUUGCAUUCCCUUGCAUCACAUUCCAAUUCUUCUGAUCACUUGAAAAUGCGUCGCGCUCUUACACGGGGUAUCUCUGCUGCAGCAGUACGAACGUCUGGGUCAACAGCAGCUCUCAGAAUGCCUUCUGCGGCCCAAAACUCGAAGAUAGCAGCUCGCAGACUCCACGCCACGGCGCAACAGCUCAAGCCAGCUGCUGCUUCUGCCUUCACCGCCGAAAACUAUCCUACUACACACGAAAAGAUUCAAGAUGUGCAAGACACGCCCUACUUCAUCGACAAUAAGUUCGUCAAGUCGCAAGCUACACAAUUCAUCGAGCUACACGACCCCGCAACAAAUAACCUCGUUACGAGAGUUCCACAAAAUACAGAUGCCGAGCUCAAAGCGGCCGUAGAGAGUGCGAAGAAGGCAUUCCCGGAAUGGAAGGCCACGAGUAUUAUGGCUAGGCAGCAGAUUAUGUUCAAGUUCACCCAAUUGGUUAGGGAUAACUGGGACAGGUUGGCUGCUAGUAUUACCUUGGAGCAGGGCAAGACUUUUGCUGACGCCAAAGGAGAUGUUCUUCGAGGAUUACAAGUUGCAGAAGGCGCAUGCAAUAUCCCUCAACAAAUGAUGGGAGAGGUGCUGGAGGUAGCAAAGGACAUGGAAACUAGAAGCUACAGAGAGCCAUUAGGUAUCGUGGCUGCUAUUUGCCCAUUCAACUUCCCCGCUAUGAUACCUCUUUGGUCCAUUCCAAUUGCCACUGCCACCGGAAACUGCCUUAUCCUGAAGCCCUCAGAACGUGAUCCUGGAGCAGCAAUGAUUCUCGCCGAGCUUGCAGAGAAGGCUGGUAUGCCACCUGGAGUUUUGAAUGUCAUCCAUGGAUCUGCAAAGACUGUUGACUUUAUUAUCGACGAGCCAGCUAUUAAGGCUAUCAGUUUCGUCGGAAGUAACAGAGCUGGAGAGUAUAUUUUCAGCCGUGGAUCGGCGAAUGGAAAGCGUGUCCAAGCCAAUUUGGGAGCAAAGAACCACGCCGCUAUCCUCCCAGAUGCCAACAAGCAGCAUGCUCUUAAUUCGAUUGUUGGUGCUGCUUUCGGUGCUGCCGGUCAGCGCUGCAUGGCUCUCAGCACGCUAGUUAUGGUUGGAGAGACUAAGGAAUGGCUCAACGAGCUCGCUGAGAGCGCCAAGUCUCUGAAGGUUAAUGGUGGCUUUGAGGCUGGCGCCGAUCUGGGACCAGUCAUCUCGCCACAAAGCAAGGAGAGAAUCGAGCAUUUGAUUGACAGUGCCGAGAAGGAAGGUGCCACUAUCUUGUUGGAUGGCCGUGGCUACAAGCCAGACAAGUAUCCAAAUGGCAACUGGGUCGGCCCAACCAUUAUCACAAAUGUUAAGACGCACAUGAAGUGCUACACUGAGGAAAUCUUUGGCCCAGUUCUGGUCUGCUUGAACGUCGAUUCUCUUGAUGAGGCAGUUGAUCUGAUCAACGCAAACGAGUACGGCAAUGGCGUUGCAAUCUUCACAAAAUCCGGAGCAACCGCCACAGCAUUCCAGAAGAACAUUGAGGCAGGGCAAGUGGGAAUCAAUGUGCCGAUUCCAGUUCCUCUUCCUCUCUGGUCGUUUACAGGAAACAAGAAGAGCAUUGCAGGUGGUGGUGCGAAUACUUUCUAUGGCAAACCGGGGUUGAACUUCUAUACCCAACUCAAGACUGUUACCAGUUUGUGGAGAAGCGAGGAUGCCAUCUCUAAAUCAGCGGAUGUGGCGAUGCCUACUCAUAGCUAAGAAAAGUUUAAAUUGAGGUUGAUUGUACAUAAUCUGGUUGCACUUCAAUGCUUUUUGUGCUACUGAGUUUUGGGGAGGAUAUUCAUGAUAAAUGAUUAGCGACGGUACAUGCACGUGGGUACAAAUUGCCAUGAACAUAGUAUUGGUGUUAAUCUCAAGAAUCCAUUCACCUGUUGCUUUACUGCGCAGCAAGUCACUGUCUCCUUUCCUCGUCAGUAUCUGCUCGGUCACUAGUACAAGUCCAACCGC